ACGGAGCUUGCACGCAGCACUGAGACGAUGGGCAUGUCUGCGGAGGAUGAGCACACCGUGAGCCCCAAAGAUGAGGAAUGGCCAGAAGUGGAGAAGGCUGAGAAGUUAGCAAGAGGAGCUGCUCUGAAAUGGGCUUCAGGGGUGUUCUACUGCCCCGAGAAACUAGAAGGGCUUGGGCAGUACCGGAGCCGGGAAACACAGAGGAACAGCUCCAUCCAGUCCCGGCUGAAGUCGACUGUCCAGUCCUACCUGGAGGGAGUGAACGCAGGGCUGCAGCAGCUGCGGUCAGCGGCCGAGGAGGUGCAGAGUGUGUGCCAGGACUUGGGGGCUGCACGGUGGGCCCUGCUCGACAGUGCUGACCACUUCCAGGUCUUGCAGCAGAUGCGGGCACUGAUGGCGGAGCAUGUGCAACUGGCCUCAGUGGUAAAGGUCCUGCCCCAGCUAUUCUCAGUCCAUGAAGUUUUUUCCCAUACCCUGCAGCUGCUCCACGAGCAGCACCUCCUGGAGGCCCAUGCUGAGCUCAUGAUGUUGGAGCACCUCCGGGAUGACAUCCUCUUCCAGCUGCACCUCCAUGGACUCUCCAGUGCCCAGGCCACUGUGCUGUCCUACUUCAGUGGCCUGCAGGAGCUCAACGAGACCCUGGCCAAGCAGCUGUGGGGCAUCGUGGGUCGUAGCCUUCAGCUGGUGAGGGAGGACCCAGUCCUUUUCGUCUCCGCUGUAAGGAUCAUCGAGCGGGAGGAGAAAAUAGAUGACGCUCUGCUCCUGGACGCCACCUUCCUGCCCCCUGGCCGCCCCAAGGGCUGGAGGCAGAAGUUUUACCAUAUCCUCCAGGAGACCAUCACAGGAUCCCACUUCCACCCUGCCUGUGUGGACACCACAGGCCCAGGGCUGUCCAGACACCUGGCAGCACUGCAGAGGGAUGUCGUGGCUGAGCUGCAUGUGGUAAAGGACCUGAUGGUACAGUGUGUCCCAGCUCACUACAACAUCCUCAGCAUCUGCACUGCCAUGUACCACCAGGCCCUCACCAGCCACCUCCAGGACAUCCUCCAAGAGGACCUGGACAAACAGGCGCUUUUCCUCCUCCUUGAGUGGGUGCUCCAUGUGUACCACAGCCCAGAGAUGAUGAGUCACCCUGGCCUUCUCCCAGAAGUGGACAUUUCAGCUCUGGGCCCCUUGAUGUCUCCUGACCUUGUAGAUCAGACAGAGAGGAAAUACGUGCUGAAAGUCAAGGCCAGCGUGCUUGAGUGGAUGCAGAGAACCCUGGAGGUGGAGUUCAAGGAGUGGUUCAGGGAGGAAGAACCUGAGAUGGACCACCAGGGCUUCUUCCAGUCAGCCCUGCCUGUAAUUGUCAUGCAGAUGCUGAAUGAGAAUAUCCAGGUGGCCUCCCUGAUAACAGGCUCUCUGCAGCAGAAGGUCUACAGCAUGGCCAUGGAGGAGCUUGAGGCAUUUCUGGGCCAUCUGCGGGAAGCCCUAGUGCAAUGUGGGAAGGAGCACCAGAGGGACCGUACCAUACCCAAGUACUACAUCCCCUACCUGCUCGCUGUGCUCAACAACAACCUGGCUCUCAGCUCCUCUGUCCGCUCUCUGCACCCUGAUACGGCCCACAGUGAAGUCCCUGUGUCCCUCCGGGCCGCUCUGGACAGGACACAGAGGAAAGUCUGCCAGCUGCUGCUGGAGGAGCUGCUCCUGGACCUGCAGCCCCUGUGCAUGCAGCUGCCUUCCCGCAAGUGGCUCUCUGGGUCCCAGCUGGUCAGCAGCAUGUGCGAAGUGAUAGACAAGUAUGCAAAGGACUUCUCCCGCGUCAGGAAACCCAUCUUCAUGCUCCUGUUGAUGGAGAGCGAGCACCUGGUGACAAGCCAAUACCUACGGGCACUCAUGCAGAAGAAGAUGGUGUGCAAAAGUGAGGAGGAGCGGGGCCAGCUCUGUGACCGCUUGCUGCAGGAUGCCACACAGCUUCGGGAACUCUUCCAUGGCCUGGGCCUGGACAGGAGCCAGCAGAGCCUCGAGGCUGUGUUUGCCUUGCGUGAGCUGAUCUGCCUCAAGGACCCAGCGCUGCUCAGUCUGGAGGUGCUGGGCUUCAUCACCAAGUACCCCGAUGUCAGCGAUGAGCAUGUCUCCACCUUGCUGGAUCUCCGGGGUGACGUCUCUAAGGAGGUGCGACACAUGGUGUUGGAAAUGAUGGCGCAGCACCCCCAGGCCCUGCCUGAGAGCUACCAGCCCAUCUUCAGCAUAAUCCUGGUCCCUGCACCAGAGCUGCCCUUCUGCCUUCGCAAGGGCAAGUGUGCCUGAUUGGGGAGCGUCGCAGCCCACUCCCCUGCCUCUCCAGAUGUACGAACCAAGCAGGACAUCAUUGAAGCUUUAUGUGGGGCAAAAUGGAGAUGAUACAUGGCAUUCCCCCAUGCACGCAACCCGGGCCUGGGUUAGCAACAGCCUGGACACAUGCCCUGCUCCUGUGGUCUUGCCUCACUGAGCGUGCUUUCACCACUACCCCCUUUCCUCACCCUCCCCCCCAAGCACCAGCACCAGUAGACCUGGGGCAGGAGAAGAUCAACCUAUAGGUCUUUUGCUGGUCUGCUCAGGCAGUAAUUUGGGUCUGGUCUGGGCUAGCCUAUUGCUUGCAGGAGAAAGUUAAGCAGCAGAGGACAGGAACAGAGACCAUAGGUGGGGCGAGCUGUGACAGUGGGGCUGCAGAGAUUUUUGGGUUUCCCUGAGUAUCCAGACAGCCACCUGAGGCAGAGAGUGUCCUGGCCUUUGACUCUGUUAUCCUUCUGGCUCAAGGAUGAGCUGGAGCCCUGCUAGACCCAGGCUUGCAGGAGAGUUUUUGCUAUAUGAGGAGUUCUUCUGUUCUCUAUCUAUCUGCUUGGCUCAGACCAGAGGGUGGGUCUGCCUUCCCUGUUGCACCAGCCUGGGCUCUGCAUGU
Molecule: messenger RNA, 2920 nt
Organism: Struthio camelus australis
Lineage: Eukaryota; Metazoa; Chordata; Aves; Struthioniformes; Struthionidae
Gene: EXOC3L1
Product: exocyst complex component 3 like 1
Biological process (GO): exocytosis; exocyst localization
Cellular component (GO): exocyst
Molecular function (GO): SNARE binding
Source: RefSeq, a predicted model, not a curated record